Trichomonas vaginalis G3 is the source of this 552-nucleotide messenger RNA. RefSeq lists its product as uncharacterized. Lineage: Eukaryota; Parabasalia; Trichomonadida; Trichomonadidae. The transcript has a single exon. The record is from RefSeq and is a predicted model, not a curated record. Bases 1 to 552 code for a protein of 183 amino acids.
AUGCAAGUUUAUUACAUCAAUGAAACGGAUCGAUUUAGUGUUAUUGGUUACAUUGACGACAAUUUCAAGAUUAAUGGCCUUUACAACUUCUUAUUCCACUUUCCAGACGAUUAUCCCGACGACUUCUUUUACUUCAACCAAAGCACGCAUCCUCUUACAUCCACCACAGUUCAAAAUUUCCAUUACAUUUUUGAUAAUAAAAAAUGCUUUCCCAAUCCGAAUCUAGUCUCUAUUCUCAAUGGGUUGGCAAAAUCUUCUGAAUCUGGUGCAGUAUUAGAUGGAAAUGUAGAAUUUGAUCAAUGGUGGUAUUCUAUUGGUACUAAUAGCUAUUAUUUAAAACAAGGAAAAAUUCCGGGACCAUGUUGUGCUAAUCUUCAAGAUUCUGUUACACAUACGAAUGAUUUAUACAUUAAGAUAAUUGAUGAAUCAAUAUUGAGGUUUCUUCCUCCUUUUCAUGAACCUCUCUGUCUCUCGAAUGUUCUAAAAUACCAAAAUAGAUGUUAUUUCCAUCUUAAUUUCUUCGAAAUCUUUAUUGUUUUAAUAUCAGAGUAA